AUGCCAAAGAAGACCAGAGACUGGCUACUCCUCUGGCGUAAUAACAGUGGCAGAAAUUCGAGAGCACCUACUGAAAGAGGUUCCUGGAUUGAGGGAGCAUGGCAUAUCUCUAACCACGACACGAAGAUUAUUCCAAGCACCAAACAAAGGGUCGCCAGUCGACGUUACCAUUGUCUUGUCGAUGCAAGAGUUGCUACAAAAUCAAACCGCUACCGUGAGUUUCAUCCAGAUAGCCAUUACCUCUUCAGCAGAAACAAGCACCGCAGAGAGUUCUGUACAUUAUUUCAAUCAGAUGUAUGUAUUGCUAGCAUGGAUGACAUGGCAAAAAUAAAAGUUGGUGCUCCCGCAGUUUCGCGAUAUCAUCAAUUGCGGCGGCUAUGCCCUACCAUGGAUAUGCCAAAUUACGCAGAUCAUGACUUCCUUGUGCCCAACUACUUGCUAUCUGCUUCAGGUGAGUUGUAGUUUCAAUGUUUAGCGUUGGCUCUUGGUGUCGUGUUAGAAACGCAGAAAAUAACAACACGUGAAGCUAGUGAUGCACUAACCUCGAAGUUAACGAGAAGUUUCGGACAAAUAAUAAUAUAAUUAGUAAAUAGAAAGUUCUUCAUUGGGAAAAGUUGGAGAUUAUUAAUGACGCUUAAUUUUCUUUAGGUUACAUGUUCCUCGAAGAAAAAAAUGUGGCAGCACCAAUUUUGGAAGAGGCUGGUGAUGUACAGGUAAAGAACCAUUUUCAAGACAAUGCUUACGAUACAACAUCCGAAAAAAGUCAAACAAGUGUUGGUACAAAAAAUAUUGAAGAUGCGUUUGGUGUAAAUAUUGGGACUGGAACAGCGGGGAACUUUUGGAAUAACAUGGUUUGCCAGUGUAGAGAACAGUUAAAUAUUUUAACCACAGAAAAAGAAAUUUGUGACAAUGUCCUCGAAGAAAUCAAUCACAACAUCGAGUUCUACUGCCAAAAGUUUAAGAUGGAAGCCAACUAUAUAACCGAAAUGUGUAACAACAUCGAAGAUCAACUUCAUACUUGCCAAGAACAUCUGAACAUAAUAUCAAGUGGAUUGAGCAGCAUCUUUCACUGCCAAGUGGUCCAACUGGAUACGCUAAACAACAGUUCCAAAGUUAUCGAAGGAAGAUCUUGUAGCAACUAUGAGUCACCGAUAUACUUUGGUAUUUUGCCAGAAGACAGACUAGUUAAAGUGUGUCCUGUAACUUUCAAACGUGAAACGCUUGAAAAGUACAAAGAUAUUCCACUAAUACCGGAGGAUAUAAUAUACGAUGGGGUUGGGCGAGCUCAUCUUAAAACGCCAUACUCUGGAACUGCCAACGUUUACAUACGUUCACACAAGUAUAAUGCUACAUCUGUGGCAACACAUGUUACAGAUUUGUACGAAAUGUUAGACCCUAUUCGAGAAGAAAAAUCCGUAUUGAUGUUCCUUGCUGAUGGUGGUCCAGAUUUUAACCCAUCUCAUAUCGCAAAUGAGUUAUUUUACUACCGCCUUUUCAGAAAACUUGAUGCUGACAUACUCACGGUUAUGACAUAUGCUGCAAGAUACUCUGCUUUCAACCCUAUUGAGCAUCUUUGGGCUCCUCUAAGCAACCGCUUAUCUGGUGUCAUUUUUUCCCCAUUGAUUGAUGAUGAUAAAACUGCACCUGCUCUACAAAGUGGCAUUGAUUCAGCCACAGUAAAGCGCAAAGAAAGCACAAUAUUCGAUCGAGCAAUGAACGAUAUCAAAGAUAAACACUGGAAAGAUGUUCUAUUUGAUGGAUUUCCAGUCCAAACAAAAAUAAUUCCAUGCAACAACGACAACUUGCUCUUCAACGACUACGAUGACGUAAAAGCUUGCCUUAAGAGUCCCCUUCGCGAUCUUCACCAAUAUGCCGACCUAAUUAAAGAGUUCAAUGAGUGCAACAAACACAUUGAUCGUCACCUUAACGAAAUAAUAUUUGUUAAGUGCGAUGAUAGUUCUUGUUGUAAUGAUUUUCGAUCAAAGAAAGUAAAAGAACAUUUCCAAGGCAUUGUUAAGUUUCCAUCUCCCUCCGAAAGCAAAGAAUACAGAGGACGUUUCAACACUUUCCUACAGGAGGAAAUUAAUCCGGAAAAGAGAUUUGGAGAUGAAGGUCAACACACAGCAGACAAUGCGGACCUUGGUAAAUGCGCCUACUGCCCAGCAUUUUCUUUUAAGUCGAAAACAGAAAAAGACCGUCACCUUGGCAUGUUCCACCGGAGGCAACGAUUAAAUGUACAGACAACUGGAAAAGCUUUCAAAUGUAACUAUGAAGGUUGUGGUAAAACAUUUGAAAGCCAGCCAUCGUUGUCGCGGCACCAAACGUCGUCGAAGCAUCGAAAAAGAGAUCAAGAUCAACGAGGUCAAAAGCCUUCGCAGAAAAAACCAAAAAUGCUGUUCACGAUUGCAGAUGCCUUCCGUCAAGCAGAAGGAAGGAAGAGAAGGGAAAUGGUCCUAGAAGACAAAGAGGAUCUAUGUGCUGCUGAUAACUGCAUAAUAAAGAAUGAAGACCAUGAAAAUGAUGUCGACUGGAUCGAGUGUGGAAAGUGCGGCGCCUGGUUCCACCUGAGAUGCGUUGCUCUUGACACUAUGACGAAAGAGGAAUUUGAGAACUUUAACUUUCUUUGCGUUAAAUGUGAAUAA
Molecule: messenger RNA, 2642 nt
Organism: Paramuricea clavata
Lineage: Eukaryota; Metazoa; Cnidaria; Anthozoa; Malacalcyonacea; Plexauridae
Source: the annotation of a GenBank genome assembly